Molecule: messenger RNA, 6198 nt
Organism: Siniperca chuatsi (mandarin fish)
Lineage: Eukaryota; Metazoa; Chordata; Actinopteri; Centrarchiformes; Sinipercidae
Gene: tbc1d25
Product: TBC1 domain family, member 25
Exons: 7
Coding region: 95-2683 (862 amino acids)
Biological process (GO): activation of GTPase activity; regulation of autophagosome maturation
Cellular component (GO): autophagosome
Molecular function (GO): GTPase activator activity
Source: RefSeq, a predicted model, not a curated record
GGUGCUCCCCCCAUCAUGUUAUUGAUCACCAUGUCGGCGUAGAAGGAAAACAAACCUCAGAACAACCAUCCUGUCCCGAGACGGAGUCUUUAAAAUGGCCGGCGAGGAGGAGAGGGGGGUGGUUCGAGUCAAAGUCAAGAAAUGUGACGGGGUGCUUCCUGUGGAGUUUCGCUCCUUCGCUGUCGAUCCUCAGAUAACGUCACUGGAGGUCCUGCAGCACAUACUCAUCAGAGCCUUUGAUCUGAACGGGAAGCGGAACUUCGGGGUCAGUUACCUGUCUCGGGAUCGGAGUGGUGCUGAAACGUACACGUCUCUGGUGUCUGACUGGGAACUGGACGCUGCGUUUGUCAGUGCAGCCAAACCACAUCUGCAGCUGAAGAUGGACAUAAAACCUUCGGAGGACAGUCCUGUUAUGGAGGACUGGGACAUCAUAAGCCCCAAAGACGUGAUUGGCUCUGAGCAGCUGCUCGCAGACAGGACCAGGUCUUUGGCAUCUGCAGCGCUUCCCUUCACCCAGUCUCUGCUGUCCCAGGUGGGCCGGACCCUGUCCAAAGUCCAGCAGGCCUUCAGCUGGUCUUACGGGGAGGAGAUCAAGCCUUUCAAGCCCCCGCUGACUGACGCCGAGUUUCACAGUUACCUCAACGGACAGGGCCAGUUGACACGACCCGAGGAACUCAGACUGCGGAUCUACCAUGGGGGAGUGGAGUCUUCACUGCGCAAGGUUGUUUGGCGGUACCUCCUGAACGUCUACCCUGACGGGCUGAGUGGACAGGAAAGAAUGGACUACAUGAAGAGGAAGACGAGGGAGUAUGACCAGCUGAAGAGCGAGUGGACGGCCCGGGUCAGCCACGAGGACCUUGAAUUUAUCCGUGGGAAUGUCCUUAAAGACGUCCUGAGGACGGACCGGGCUCAUCCGUACUACGCAGGCUCAGAAGACAGUCCACAUUUGACGGCCCUCACAGACCUGCUCACCACAUUUGCCAUCACACAUCCACAGAUAUCAUACUGCCAAGGCAUGAGUGAUAUUGCCUCCCCUAUACUUGCGGUUAUGGACAACGAGGCGCAUGCCUUCAUUUGCUUUUGUGGCAUUAUGAAACGCUUGGAGGGGAACUUCCGGCCAGAUGGGCAGCUCAUGUCCAUUAAGUUCCAGCAUCUAAAGCUGCUUCUGCAGUACUCGGAUCCCGAAUUCUACUCUUACCUGGUGUCCCGAGGAGCUGACGACCUCUUCUUCUGUUACCGCUGGCUGCUUCUGGAGCUCAAGCGAGAGUUUGCGUUUGACGACGCUUUGAGGAUGCUCGAGGUUACUUGGAGCUCGCUGCCCCCGGAUCCUCCUGAAACCGAAGUGGAGCUUCUGGGACCACCGCUGGAGACCGAUGAAACGGUGUCCUGCAGAGACGAGGACAAGGACAUGGCAGUUGAGAACUGCCUCGGAGAUGACAAGGAACAAAAAGAGAAGCAGCGUAGACGACAUAUGCUGAGGCCUUCAAGAGAAGAAGCUGAUGUGUGCGGCAGCGCUGUCAUAGAGGAAAAAGACGUAGGUGCUGGAACGGGAAGCGAGGGCGGUGAAUGUGACGUUCCUCAAGCGACCGUGGAAAAGGCAGAUUUGCAGGCUCCUCCUUUUGAGAGGCAAACGAGUUUCGGAGAGUUCAAAUACUAUACUGCCCGAAGUGAAGAUAGCUUUGAUAUGGAGGAUGCCGAGCAGCCGCGGCGUUUGGUGGCUUUAAAGUCAGUAACAAGCGUCCCGAGGCGCCAGUCCACAGUUGACAGUGAGGAGGACCCGGGAGAGAAAACACCUCUCAUAAAAAACUGCGACAAUGGUUUCUCAUCACCUCCUCUUUUUCCUAGUGGCCUACCAAUGUGGAAAACUGGCCCCUCUGUCUCUCCCACAUCUUCAGUUUCACCCUCCAGCUGGCCAGGUGCUUCUCCAGACUCUCCUCCAGAACCCACAUCCCCAUCCACAACCAAUGGAAGAGAGGCCUUUCCAAGAACUGUCCCAAAAGUGUUGACCUCCUCUGCCCAAGUGCUCGGCAGCACAGGGAUUAACUCGCCCACAACCCCCACUUUAAAAACAUCUGUUGCGUCUCCCACCCACACUCGACCCCUACUCUCUUCACCCAUUUUGUCCUUUGGGAGAGGCCCCUCGCUGUCUGGCAGCAGGUCGUCCUCCAACAAUCUCCCCUCACCUGGCAACAAAUCCCCCAGCACCACGGCUAACACGCCCAAUUCUUCGAAAGCCGAGUCCACCAGCAUCAAACCGUGUUCCCUGCCGCCUCCUCAAGAGUUCGGCAAAGGCAAUCCCUUCAUGCUGUUCCUGUGCCUGUCCAUCCUGCUGGAGCACCGAGACCACAUCAUCAAGAACAGCUUGGAUUACAAUGAGCUAGCCAUGCACUUUGAUCGCCUUGUGCGGCGCCACAACCUGAGCAGAGUGCUGCAGCGAGCCAAGGCCUUAUUUGCGGACUACUUGCAGAGUGAAGUGUGGGACUCGGAAGAAGGGGAUGAGGUUAGCUCGGACUCCCCAACAACAGCUACCGCUGCUCAACACUCCCCUUCUUCAACCAUCUCUGCCAGGCCCAUUUACAGCCCACUGGCAUCGCCUCAGUCAUCAUCUCCGAACUCAACCUAUAACCUCGCAACCACCAUUCCCUCCCCAACAGCUCAAGUUUCCCUCUCUCCCACUUCCUGACUCCGUCACGCAUCGUUGGCUUCCCAUCGUCAGUGAACUCCUCAGUAGACUGUUUGUGGCCCAUCGGAGGUGUAGAUCUUUUUGAGACAUCCUCCCACGUUAAAUUGGGCGGUUAAUAAUCUUCUCAUUCUUCUGUGUAUGCUUGAAUACAUAUAUUCCUUAUGUCUGUAGUCAUCGUAAUAUUUAAUUUUUUCAUCAAUCUUUCAAGUUAAGCUUUCUUUGCUGUCUGAGGGGAUGAAAGAGCUAAAUGUCCCAUCGUGCCCUCUGAGGUUGCUGACGCAUGAAAUGUUAAAACCUGUGACUCAUGUGUUUGACGGUCAGACAGAAGUUUGGCUGUUUAAUUUUUUCCAGAACCAACAAAGGUUGAGCCACUUGGUGCAGUUAGCCUGUGUUGCCCUCUUUAUUAACUUUGUUUACAAGCUCAUGUCACGUCCAAUAAGCCACAAAAGUGUCUUAACUGAAGCACUCGAGUUGCAUUACUUAAAGGUCCAGUGCGGAGGAUUUAGUGGCAUCUAGCGGUGAAAUUGCAGUUUGCAACCAUUUGAAUACCGCUCGCCUCGACCUCCCCUUCCGAGCGUGGAGGAGCUUCAAAAACAUAAAAUCCAGACUCUGGUUUGUUGAAAGUCAUGGUUUAAAUUGCUCUUGUUCAUAAAGCAUUUCUCAAAGGACUUUUACAGAAACAACCAAGAUCUAAGUCAUCAGUUUUCUUGGAAACAAGACAAAGCCAGCACACAUACUGUCCUUAGCGAACCUUCCUGACCUAGGCUGUCACCAGUAACCUUAAAGGGUAACUCCACAAUACAUUUACAUAGUGUAAAGAACUGCUGCUGAGGUGCUCGGUGAAAGUGUGUUCAGACAGAACACAAAGAUGAGAUGCAAGAGGGCUCGAAUGCACGGGGAAAUUCAUGUUUAUCCUUUUAUGAAUCAACUUCAUAAACAAACUUAAACAGUCUAGUGGUCAAAUUCACGCAAACAUGAAGGCGAAAAUGUGCUUUCCCUUCUGUCUGAACAGACUUUAAAGCAAAAUCAGUUCAUUUCAAAGGACUCGCAGCGAGGUGAAGUACAUCCGUGCAGAGAGAGCAACAGAGAGCCGGAGAGUCCAAAAUACAGGAAGCUAUCCUAUGUCUCGCCAUCGCAUUUAGCAUGACCGUGCUCCACUCGAGCACUGUUUUUGGAGCUUCACCCAGUUAGUGACUUGACCGUUCUUCAACCUUUUACUCUUCCAAAGUGAUACUGCAUGUGGACUCGGUGGCAUAGUAGGAUACCCAGAGAGAUGGGUCCAAACAGAACAACGCUGCAGCACAAUCCACCGCUCGCACCAUUCAGGUCGAAUGCUGCAGACGAGCCAAAAUGAAUUCCUGUCUUUUUUAUUCUGUCAUCUCGUUCAGCUUGAUAUUCUUUCCAUUUCUGUUAUCAGUUAAACCAAACUUUCUAAAGGUUUAAUGUUGCUGAAAUGGCUCACUGCUUCUGUAAAAAAGUGGUUUCAUGAUUUGUAUUUUUAAGUGCAGUAAAGGUGGUGUGUGACAGAGCUUUUAAGCUACCUUCAGACUUGCAACAUCAGAGGUUUUGGCUUAGUGCAAUGAGUAUGUAUCGGUGACACGUUCACUCGGGGGUUCAGUGUUAAAUAACUCUGAUACAGUCACACAUUUGUUUGUUUUUAGUUUUUACAACUUUUAAUGCGACUCAGCCAAUCACAAGUGAGGACUGUUAGUCCGACAUCAGAGGAACUGGUUAUGAUUUCAGUUAUUCAUGAAAAGGUCUCUGGAGUUAAAACGGGACAAAGCAGCUGAUCGUUUUUGCAUUGAUGGACAUAAUGUCAUCUCACCAUGUUACACUAUGAGGAGAUACUGUAGAGAUCAGCUCACUGUACGAAUACCUUUCUGAUGAUACACUGUAGGUGCUGGACUCUCCCAUUCAAACUACACCGGUAGUUAAAUAAGUACCGUACGUUAUGUAAGGCUGUGGUGGCUCAUUAUUCAGAGAUGUAUCAUCAGUUUGGCACUUUGGUUCUUUCCCAAAGAUUCUGUUUUCUGAUUUCCAAGAAACCAAUCGACAUAUUUGUGUAAAUGAGGCUAAUUUAUUGCAGCAUCGCAGGUAUCGCAUAUUGGCAGUAACGGAGUCCUGGCGGUAUAAUCCAUCUCCACCACUGAUUCUUCAGUUAGACAUUAUGAAGCGGAAUAUGAUGUGAUGCCACUUGACACGUGCGACCCUUUGGCAGAGAAGUGCCUCACGUGUUUGAAUCGGUAGCCUUAUGUUUUCUUUUGUGCCCUGAACAUCUGUCUGCAUCUGUAAAGGCCGGUUACAGGGCUGAGUGAUAUCUGAAUGAACAGACGCUGUUAACGUGUAGGACAUCCUGACUUUCAACCAUUUAGGACACAUAUCAGACCAAAUUCUGUAUAUUUCAACAUGACUGUAAUCUUAAUGCCUCACUGACUUUCCAAUUUCUGCCAGGAAAGGAGAAAAAGUGACUGUGUAUAUUUAUUUUUAACAUUUCUAAGUCAGUAACAUUGGAGCUACUGAGUCAAAAUCACGAGACACCAAGUCUAAAUUUUGACUUUGCAACGUUUCAUCUGUUUCGCCUGGUGGGAAUGGACGUCCACACUAAUGUCUUGCAUCAGACGAUGAAACUGGCCAAAAGACGGGGGGAUGUUUUCCGAGCACCUCGGGAAUAUCUUUAAAAGGAUUUUCUUCCAAACAAAGCAGACGUGUAAAACAUAUUUUUCAGUUAAAUGAGAUGUAAUUUAACUCUCCACUGUAGUGGACGUCAGGCAUCCAAAGGGCUGAUCCUGUGUUUCCAUUUGGUCCAAAAUGGAUCAAAUGCAACUGAACUCAGCAACAGUGCGCUCACAUUGAACACAACGCUAGUUCCUGUUUGUUCGGUUCCAGAUCUGAAAGUGUCGACGUGGCUCAGCCGUAUUGGGUGCACUCGUGUUAAUGUAGGUGAAGCGCUGUGCACGGCUGCAGCGCCGCAGGGAGAGAGCGGGAAAUCGUUCAUGAACGUUGUGUUAGUAAAUCCUGAUUUUGUAAAAAUCCCCUCAUGUCCUCCCAGCUCGUUGUUGACGUCUUGGACCUCGACACAGUUCGGCUGCGUGGGGACAAAGUCAGGGACCGCGUCUUGUGUCUCAGCAUCGUUGACCUUGAAGACUUUGUUCUUGGUUUUGAUUGGCCUGCGUGUGAACAGGAAGUGUGAUGGCUCCACCUCCAACAGGGAAACCCCUGAAAGCAGAAACUAAAGUAAUUCUCAUGUCUUUAGAAAGACACUUGUGAUCAUUGUGCUUAUUACUCUUACAUUUGGUUUCGCCUCCUUUUAUAUAUCAGUAUUUAAUAGCAUAUUGAAAAGGAACUGAAGUAACUGGACUGGCUGGACUGAGUGCAUUUGUAAAAAAAAAAAAAAAAAAGAUUUGUUUAUCUUGUUAAAUUAUAUAUGUGCACAAAAGUUCAACUUUUUAAUCAUACAACACAGAACAAUGUUACUGAUCGUACAUCGGACACAAAUAAAUAAUCAAUGCAACUGA